This is a messenger RNA of Penaeus monodon (black tiger shrimp), 2050 nucleotides long. Its product is annotated as helicase SRCAP-like. Lineage: Eukaryota; Metazoa; Arthropoda; Malacostraca; Decapoda; Penaeidae. The transcript has 5 exons. The record is from RefSeq and is a predicted model, not a curated record. Bases 5 to 1600 code for a protein of 531 amino acids.
CGUCAUGGCGAAAACAUUGAGUUGUUGUUGCAUUUAUUUUUUUCAACCAAAGCCGCCUUUCCUCUUUCAGCUGAUCCGGGCGAUGGAGGGCGGGGGCGGAAAUUUCUCACGGACUGACGCCAUCCGCGAUCCCGGCGGUGUUGCGGCCGCCCCUCAGGAGGAGGAGGAGGAGUCUCAGGCCGUGACUGCCUCGCUAACGUCAUCAUCCUCUUCGACCUCGGCGCCGUCAUCAUUAUCUUUAAUAUCGCAGGCCCCAUCCUCGUCAUCCCCCUUGGGCCCGCUUCCGAAGCCAUCUCUACCGUUCACGCAUUUUCUUUCUCACGCCCAUCCGCCCACCAGGGAAGGCGAGGGCGUGGGCGUGUCUCAGUCUUUCAGCGUCAUCCAUAGUUAUCUGGACACGUGGACGCCCGUUAUGCCCUCGCGCGAGGGCGCGGUCCACUUGGCUCACGUGUUUGGGGAAAACGCCGCUCCGGCCGUCGCAGCGACUCCUGGAGGAACGGAAGGCGGGCGCGGCGCUCCCUUCGCCUCCCGCGCCGUUCUGGCACGCGCGGUAUUUGACACAGAUCUGCCUUCGCGCCAUUCGCCUGCCGUCCUGGAUCUGGCUGUGCCGCGCCCUCCGCCCCCUGUCCUUUAUCCGCCUACGUCAUUCCCCGCUCCUGCCCCGAUUCCUUCUCUCUUUCGUGAGUCACCGGCGUCAGACCUCUCCUUGCCGCUCCUCACGCCGACGCAGGAAGGGCCCCUAUGUCGCUCGACGCUCGCUGUAGAUCCUCCGUAUUCCUACCUCCCGCCCGGCCUGAAUCCUUUACUGCCACGCCCCACGGCCGUGUUAAACCCCCCUCCGCCGCGCCUGGCCCUUGCUCUGCCCCAGCGCGAAGACCCGCACAAGCAAGGUGCUCCCAUAUCCGCGAGGCGGACCUCCCCAAGAGUUCCUCAGGUGCCCCCGGAACGCCCUUUGACCAGCGAGUCCCCAGACGAAGCGCCAAAAGGAGCCCAGGAACCUGGCUCAGAGAGCCCUAGAGACAAGGGCCCUCACCCUGAGCGCCAGGAUGGCCAGCUCCGAGUUUCUCCGCACAAAAAGCUCCACAUGGACGCCGCUCCAGGCCUCGAGGAGACAGCGCGGCUCGUCACGAAGGUCGCCUCCGACAAGGCUGUCGCGCAGGGGGUCGCCGAUCUUGCGCGCGGCGUCACGAAUGCAUCAUUUGAUGCCAUACCGUACAUGCAGUCAGGUCCAGCCUCAGCGGUUGCCACGGCCUUCCUUCCCGGCGAGGACGCCCUUCCCGACCCGCCCGAGGACUGCCUGUGGGCGGAGGACGACUCGGGAUGCUUCGAGGGCAUGAGCAGCUCCAGCGACCCCUCGACCGCGCCCCCGCCCGCGCCGCCCUCGCCCGCCUGCGACUCCUUCGGGCUCCUCGCGUCCGUGUUCAAGGACAGGCUCGCCGAAGAGGUGGACGUGUUCACCCGCUACAUGAGGCACAUCCACGACGAAGGACCGCGCCAUGGGAUCAGUGAAGAGGAUCCAGAGGAAAUCAAACAGUAUCAAUUGCUUCUUCAAUUGCACCACUUGGCUGCGAAGAUCACAAGACUGCUGCUGCAACAUUAACAGUGCCACAACGUACUACAAAACUUCAGUAUAUAUGCAUUUAUUUUUUUCUUUUUUCUUUUUUUUUCUUUCUUUGUUCCUUUUUUUUCUUUCUUUUUUUUCUUUUUUUUUCUUUUUUUCUUUCUUCUUUUUUUUGUAUGUUUUCUUUUCUCUUCUUUUUCCUUUAUUCAUCCAGACGCAUAUCCAUGGUGAAUGAAAAAUACCCGAGGCCAUUUAUUCAGCUUAUUUUCCCUCGGUAAUUCCAACGUUUUCAAAUGUUUCCUAGUAUUGGUAUGCAGCUUGAUUGUCAAUUGUUCAAAUGUUUCCUAAUGUUACUAUGGAACUUGAUUGUCAAUUGCUCAGCUGUAAAUUGGUGAUAAUCACUUGAUAAUACGUUAUUUUUUUGUUGUUUAUCAUUGAGCAUCGUGUUAUAUUGUUGGUGUUUUUCUUUUCAAUGAUGAUAAAUGUAAC